GCCAUUUUCUGCCGGGAAAGGCGGGAAGGGAGCGAGCGCACCGACAGCGUUACCCCGCGACACCCCCCCCCCCCCCCCAACCCCUCAACGGUUCCAGCGUCGCCGCCAGCCGGGCACGCAGACUCUGACCGUCCGGUAUGGCCCGUACCAAGCAGACGGCUCGGAAAUCCACUGGUGGGAAGGCGCCACGGAAGCAGUUGGCCACCAAAGCCGCCAGGAAGAGCGCACCUUCCACGGGGGGUGUGAAGAAGCCCCAUCGCUACAGGCCUGGCACGGUGGCUUUACGGGAGAUCCGGCGAUACCAGAAAUCCACGGAGCUGCUGAUCCGCAAGCUACCCUUCCAACGCCUGGUACGGGAGAUCGCGCAGGACUUCAAGACCGACCUGCGUUUCCAGAGCGCUGCCAUCGGGGCGCUGCAGGAAGCCAGUGAAGCGUACCUCGUGGGCCUCUUCGAGGACACCAACCUCUGCGCCAUCCACGCCAAAAGGGUCACCAUCAUGCCCAAGGACAUCCAGCUGGCGCGUCGCAUCCGCGGCGAGCGGGCUUAGGGCAGCCAGUGCCGGGUGGUAGGAGAGAUUUGGGGUGGGAUGGAGGCAGGGGGUAGG
Molecule: messenger RNA, 605 nt
Organism: Harpia harpyja (harpy eagle)
Lineage: Eukaryota; Metazoa; Chordata; Aves; Accipitriformes; Accipitridae
Product: histone H3.3A
Exons: 4
Coding region: 138-548 (136 amino acids)
Cellular component (GO): nucleosome
Molecular function (GO): protein heterodimerization activity; DNA binding; structural constituent of chromatin
Source: RefSeq, a predicted model, not a curated record